Messenger RNA from Suillus subaureus, 901 nucleotides. Its product is annotated as kinase-like domain-containing protein. Gene Ontology annotation, cellular component: cytoplasm. The transcript has 6 exons. Gene Ontology annotation, molecular function: protein kinase activity; ATP binding. Gene Ontology annotation, biological process: protein phosphorylation; signal transduction. Lineage: Eukaryota; Fungi; Basidiomycota; Agaricomycetes; Boletales; Suillaceae. The record is from RefSeq and is a predicted model, not a curated record. Bases 116 to 853 code for a protein of 245 amino acids.
UGGAACAGGAAUGGUAGCAUUGUCGUAGUAAGCCCAUCUCGAUUUUUGAGCGUGUCCGAGUUUCAUGAAGACGCACCUGAGGUUGCUGUGAAGUCGAUCAGGAGUCAAGCACUAGAUGAAGAGGACGCGAAGAAAAAAAAGGCUUCGCCGUGAACUCAAAGUUUGGUCGAGAAUAAGACACGACAACAUCGUCCCACUGUAUGGAACUGUAUCAGGCUUUGGUCAAUUGAUUGCCCUGGUUUGCCCCUGGUAUGACAAUGGAUCACUUUCAAGUUAUCUGGAAUCCCAUGGCGAAAAUUUGUCCAUAAUCAAUCGUUUCCAACUGCUCAGCGAUGUUUCUGCGGGUCUUCACUACCUUCACUCGUGUUCUGUUGUACACGGCGAUCUUACUGGGUCCAAUGUCCUCAUCUCAUCCAAUGGGAGGGCCCGUCUAUCCGACUUUGGUCUCUCCGUUAUAGCUGUGGAGUUCGUGGGCACGUCUUAUUUCACGUCUGCCUUGAGUGGUACUGUGCGAUGGAUAGCACCCGAACUUCUCGCAAUUCCCGACGAGGAAGGCACAACCAUGAUCCCGACAUCAAACAGCGAUAUAUAUUCGUUUGGGUGUAUAUUUUUCCAGGUAUUGACGGGAAAACCACCCUACUCCGAGUUCAGGCGAGACGCACAAGUUGUGGUCGCAAUUUCUCUCGGAACAAAACCGUCGCGUCCUGAGUUUCCCACCAUCAUUGAUCACCAUUGGAGUUUUAUUCUGAAUUGCUGGUCCACCAAGGACUGCAGACCAUCGUCGCAGCGGGUAGAUGAAUACAUCAAAGGCCAGCUCUGCCUCUCACAGCGUGACACAUCAUUUCCUAAUUAAUCUCUUGAGGCUGGCUUACCAUUAUGUUUGUCUGUACACACUUGACUU